AUGCUUUGGAGCUUUUAACUGAAUCAAAGAGAGAAAUCCAGACUAAACCAGAGCCCGAAAGAAGAGAAGUAGAGGCAAGAGGGACUCAGUGCCAAUGCAGCAACAAAAAAGACAACCAGAAUUAGUGGAAGGAAAUCUUCCUGUUUUUGUAUUUCCUACUGAGUUGAUAUUUUAUGCAGAUGACCAGUCAACACACAAACAGGUGUUGACACUGUAUAACCCCUAUGAAUUUGCCCUAAAGUUCAAAGUUUUAUGCACUACUCCCAAUAAGUAUGUUGUCGUUGAUGCUGCGGGGGCAGUGAAGCCUCAGUGCUGUGUGGAUAUCGUAAUUCGUCACAGAGAUGUUCGAUCCUGCCACUAUGAUGUAAUAGACAAAUUCCGUCUCCAAGUUUCUGAGCAAAGCCAGCGAAAAGCUUUAGGACGGAAAGAGAUUAUUGCUACCCUCCUUCCAUCUGCCAAAGAACAACGAAAGGAAGUGGAGGAAAAGAGAAUAAAGGAACAUUUGACAGAAAGUGUCUUUUUAAAAGAGCAGAUGCUCUAUCAAACAGGAAUUCAUGGGUCCCCAUUUGAGAAAGUUGAAAGGCAGCCUUGGAGUCAGGAAGACUUGAGUUCAAGCCCCACUUCUGAUACACACUGCAGUGUGACCGUAGAAAACAGGAAUGUCUCAUCAGGACCUAGUUUAUUAACUGUUUUCCUGGGAAUAGUGUGCAUUGCAGCUCUGAUGCUACCCACCUUGGGAGAAGUGGAAUCUCUAGUGCCUCUCUACUUCCAUUUAAGUGUGAAUCAGAAAUUAGUAGCUGCUUAUGUUUUAGGCCUUAUCACAAUGGUUAUACUUAGAAUAUGAGCAAGGACGAAAAAUGGCUUUGGAACAACUUGACCUUCCCCUCAUUGUGACUGUGGACUGCCUUCAAUUCUCAUUUGACUCAUUACUUCGUGACAGAAAACUAUUGGUGAUUCAACAUACUUGCAAAAGUGUAA
This is a messenger RNA of Gracilinanus agilis (Agile Gracile Mouse Opossum), 978 nucleotides long. RefSeq names its product motile sperm domain containing 1 (gene MOSPD1). The coding region runs from base 95 to 844 and encodes 249 amino acids. Gene Ontology annotation, cellular component: cytoplasm. The record is from RefSeq and is a predicted model, not a curated record. The transcript is spliced from 6 exons. Lineage: Eukaryota; Metazoa; Chordata; Mammalia; Didelphimorphia; Didelphidae.